This is a messenger RNA of Onychostoma macrolepis, 3070 nucleotides long. RefSeq names its product leucine rich repeat containing 38a (gene lrrc38a). Gene Ontology annotation, molecular function: potassium channel activator activity; voltage-gated potassium channel activity; transmembrane transporter binding. Gene Ontology annotation, cellular component: voltage-gated potassium channel complex. The transcript has 2 exons. NCBI's taxonomy places the organism in Eukaryota, Metazoa, Chordata, Actinopteri, Cypriniformes, Cyprinidae. The record is from RefSeq and is a predicted model, not a curated record. Bases 1002 to 1874 code for a protein of 290 amino acids.
CUCAAUUCGUAUAAAAUGUGGACUUUUUGAAAGCGUUGCGAUUUUCAGGACAGCCAUUACGUUCAGGACGUAAACAAGUGUGUCUGAGUUGUGCAGCUGUGACACGGUCGGAAGGUUUUGCAUGCAAUUUCUGAUUUGUAGCAUGCGAUGAUCAUCUUCACUGAGGUUCACACAGUUAUUCACAGUCACCAUCUCUCACUUUCAGGGCAGUAAUCUGUAUGCACACAGCCCCAUGUUAAUCGUCACAUCCAUCACCAUGGCAAUGGAGCCAGAAUAUAAAAUUAUGCACUACGCUGACUGAAUCGGAGGACAACAGAAAAGAAGCCAAAUGUGUUGCCAACAAGUCAUUAGCCAUUUAUCCAGGAUGGAAUUAGAAUUGCAACCACAGCCUUGGGUCAAAUGUGCUAUGGGCACCACAGUUCAGCUGGCACGCAUUCAAGAGCAGAAGCGUAUGGAUCAAGAUACAGAUCAACACACAGUGUACAAUUGAAUUAAAGAAUCAGAAUUCCCUUUCGACUGUGGGUAAACCGAGUGGGCUACACCUCCCCUUCAGUCGUCACACUCCCCUCCCCUCUCCAUGCCCCCAGCGCUUCCCAGUCUCUGGUUCACUCGUCUCUGUUUACCUCUCUGCUAAUCCCUUGCAUUGCGCGCUCUCUCUCUUCCCCACAUUCUCUCGAUCGCUGUCUCUCCUCCCCUUUCAUUCUCAGAGCCAGCGGGCUGCCACACGACCUACACUGCCUGCUACAUGAUCUCGUGGAAAACAGAGCUCCGUGUCUUUGUAGCCGCUUGCUGUUGCUUGAGCCUUUGUAGAUUGCAAUCUAGGAGACAAGGAAAGAUGCCUUCGCGACAACCCUGACUCCUGUCAUCUCCAGAUGCGCCCCUGUCCCCUUUCCUAGUAUCUCGCCCCCUGACCCUUUACCCCAUCCCCUCUCCUCUACCCCUCUCCAAACCUCCCUCUCUUAAUCCCCCCGAUCUCCCCUUCACCUCGCAUCCUCUUGACAAUGUUCUCAUGUGUUCGCUGGUUUCAGCCUUUCCUUGCCUUGCUAUCCUCUACCUUGUUAACUUGGGGGUACAACUGCCCAUCCAGCUGCUUGUGUCCAGACCAUCACACCGUGGACUGCACAGGUCAAGGACUCACCCGUCUUCCAGACUCCAUCCCUUUGGACGUACGGAGACUCCUUCUGUCUAACAACUGGAUUCCCUGGAUCCCUUCUGAUUUCCUGGUUCUCUACAGUGAUUUGGUGUACCUGGAUCUGAGGAAUAACUCCCUAACAAGGCUGGAGCCUGGGACUCUGACCACAUCCUCCAGACUGGUCUACCUGGACCUGGGAAGCAACAACUUGACUGAGAUCCCCUCGGGAACUUUCGGGGAAUCCCGUAGUCUGAUCAAGCUACGACUGGGUAACAAUCCGUAUUUGAAUAUGGUCAGCAAGGACGCCUUUGCGGGCCUCACCUCCUUACGAGAGCUCGAGCUGGAGAGGAAUGCCCUCUCUGGCCUGGACGUUGAGGUGUUGAGCCAGUUGCCUUCUUUGCGGGUGAUACGCCUGGAAGGGAACCCCUGGUUGUGCAAUUGCAACUUUGCCAAACUCUUUCUGUGGCUAUUGGAGAAUCGUCACAAGCUCCCAACUGGGUUAGAUGGUAUGGAGUGCUCUCUUCCAGGGGACGGGCGGCAGGUGUCCCUCAGUGUGCUUUCUGAGGACAGUUUCCGGGAGUGUCGGGGAUUGUUGACUCUCACUGAUUAUCUCAUAGUCAUUUUUUCUGGAAUUUGUAUUUCGGUGGCAGCCAUUAUUGCCAGUUUCUUUCUGGCCUCCACCAUCCACUGUUUCCAGCGGCUCAAAUCCAAAAGGACAGAUGAAGAGGAGGCAGAGGACUGAGGGGACUUAUUGGACAGAAUGGAGAUUACGAAUUACCCAUAAUGCACCACACAGUGGAAGCCAAGGGUUUGGAUAAAGAGGUGAAAAACCUUAUUUCCAUGACAAAAGAACCCUGAAUUAGGCCCCUGUGUGACUAGGGUGAGGCUGAUAGAGCCAUCUCACAUCUCACAACCUUCAUCCAUGAUGCUUGAAUGGAGCAUCAUGUUUUUUAUACUUGAACACCAAUGAUCGAAUUGAGCCUUAAGACUAAAACUGUUCCUGAAAAUGCAGUGUCUCAUGCCCCGUAUUCAAAAGUGAUCAGCAUUAUAUUUUGACAUCAAAUAGCAACAAUGGUCUUUUUAUGGAAAUGUGUGAGUUAAUUACUGUAGUAUUUUCUACAUUUACAGUUAUUUUUGGUAUUGUGUACAUGAAUCUUGCUCAGUUUUAGUAAGGUUUAGCUGCUUGCACUUUAAAGUACAAAUGACAUAUUGCACACAAUCCCAGUGAGCCAUACUGUAAGCCAUUUUUCAUACAGUAAAUCAUAAUGGCACUUAUCACCAAAGAAUUGACAUAAAAUGAGCAUACAUUGUGACAUGUUUUUCAUCUAAAAGUUUCAAAACACCAUUCAAUUCGGUUUUAUUAUAAAUAUCAUAAGACAUGUUUGGUUAUCAACGACUUCAUAAAUGUCAUGCAUACUCUUAAUAUGCUUGCUGUAGUUACAGAUGGGUCGCAAUUAUAUACUGUAUAUCAAGUACUCAAUCAAGGUAUUUUAAAGGCUAAAUUAAAAGGGAGAUUUUUGUCCUUCAUUUUAUGUCGAUUUUGUCUCGUAACAUUCUUUCCUUUUUUACUUUAUGUUAUGACUAAAUAAACAUUGACGCCAAAGUGUUUAAAAAGAUCAAUUAUUAUGCCUUAAUCAUUUUUUUCCACACACAUUGUACCUGAUCCCAAGUGGGUAGCACUCUUUAAAUACAUUUUUAUAUUAUAUUAUGUUAUAUUAUAUUCAGUGUUGGGGAGUAACUAGUUACAUGUAACGGAGUUACAUAAUUUAAUUACAAAAAAAUGUAUCUGUUACAGUUAUUUACACAAAUGCUAACGAUUACAAAGGGGGUUACAUCUAAAUAUUUUCACACACAAAUUUAAUUGAUAUUUUCCCAAAUUGCAUUGACUGCUCUAAAAUAUGAGACACCGAUGUUUCAGGUGUUUUCAUGCUUAUUCGA